Messenger RNA from Limulus polyphemus (Atlantic horseshoe crab), 3449 nucleotides. Its product is annotated as cytoplasmic polyadenylation element-binding protein 2-like. The record is from RefSeq and is a predicted model, not a curated record. Gene Ontology annotation, molecular function: mRNA 3'-UTR binding; mRNA regulatory element binding translation repressor activity; translation factor activity, RNA binding. Gene Ontology annotation, biological process: negative regulation of cytoplasmic translation. The transcript is spliced from 9 exons. Gene Ontology annotation, cellular component: synapse; cytoplasm; nucleus. Bases 41 to 1066 code for a protein of 341 amino acids. NCBI's taxonomy places the organism in Eukaryota, Metazoa, Arthropoda, Merostomata, Xiphosura, Limulidae.
GGAACAACUUUAUCCACUCGAACAACAGAUAUUAGAUAUAAUGAAAUCAGCACAAGUAGACGGCCAUGAACCUAAAGGUUAUUUCAGCCAGAGCUUGAGUAAAUUGCAGCCCAAGCAUUACGUGCAAGCUGCUCAGAGUUUUGGACGUAAGCAAGUCAAACCAGCAUACUUCCAGGAAGAGAACCAUGUGCUAGUUGACAGACAAUUAGAACAGCUGGCUCCAGUGGGUCCUACAUCCAUGUUCCACCAGAAGUUUGAUAGGAUAGAUGAAAGUUUAGGCCGUUAUUCUCGUAAAGUUUUUGUCGGAGGCCUUCCUCCAGAUAUUGAUGAAGAGGAAAUUACUGCAACUUUUCAUCGAUUUGGACCACUGGUAGUUGACUGGCCUCACAAAGCGGAGAGCAAAUCAUACUUUCCUCCUAAGGGCUAUGCUUUCUUACUGUUCCAAGAAGAGCCCUCAGUACAGCUGUUGAUAGACAGUUGUAUUCAAGAAGAUGACAGGCUUUACUUGUGUGUAUCUAGUCCGACUAUUAAAGACAAACUGGUUCAAAUACGUCCGUGGAGAAUAAGCGAUGCUGACUAUGUAUUUGACUCCUCCUUGCCACUUGAUCCAAGGAAGACUGUCUUUGUAGGAGGUGUUCCUCGACCAUUGAAAGCAUUUGAAUUAGCUACUAUUAUGGACAGACUGUAUGGUGGUGUGUGCUAUGCUGGCAUUGAUACUGAUCCAGAGCUGAAAUACCCAAAAGGAGCAGGACGUGUGGCUUUCUCGAGUCAGCAGAGCUACAUAGCUGCCAUUAGUGCACGCUUUGUGCAACUCCAGCACGGAGACAUAGAGAAAAGGGUUGAAGUCAAACCGUAUGUUCUGGAUGAUCAGAUGUGUGAUGAGUGCCAAGGUGUUAGAUGCGGGGGUAAGUUUGCUCCAUUCUUUUGCGCUAAUGUGACUUGCCUCCAGUACUAUUGUGAGCAGUGUUGGGCGGCAAUCCAUUCUCGACCUGGGCGUGAAUUUCACAAGCCCCUAGUGAAAGAAGGAGCUGACAGGCCAAGAACAGUUCCUUUUCGUUGGUAUUAGUGUUUUUAAAACGUCUCAAAAUUUUGAAUUUGAAGAUUGUAUGGAUUUCUAGACUUUAAGUAGUCUGCUUCAUAUUCCCAUUACUAGUAAUGUGUUGUCCUCUGUAAAGCUAAAAUGUAGUUUUUACGAUCCACCACAGUCUGGAAACAUUGUAUUGGUCUACAGUCAGUUUGUAGUUUGUACAAUGCACUACAGUUGUUUAGUUUGGCUCUGGAAACAUUGUAUUGGUCUACAGUCAGUUUGUGUAUCCAAAUUUUGCAGUACUUUACAAGUUAUUUAAGUAUGUUGUGAGUUGUUUAAUUAAAGUUGCUAGCAGCCUUACAUUACAGUACUACGUGAAAUUGUGCAUAUACUACAUCCUGCUUCCUAUUCAUCCCCUCAGGUAGUUUAAAUUAUCGUAUAAAAUAUUAGCAGACUGCCGUUAGGGAUAGUUAUGUAGCUAGCAUCAUACUUAUAGUCUAUAAGAUUGGUGAGUAUGUGAUCCUUAAAAAAGUUCAUGAGAUAUAUAUAAAUAGUAGAUAGCAUACAGAAAUCAAGUUUCUCCACAAUCAAACUAUUUUAAAAGAAGUGAAAAACUUGGUUGUUGUAUGCAUAACUGUAAUUUAAUGUUGAAUAGUCUUGUAAUCCUGUUACCAUAGCUUUGUAGCAUGCUUCAUUUUGUGAUAGAUAUGUAUGUAAACUAUUCAGAAAACUAUAUAAUAGCAAAUGUAUGUCAUUUGGUACAAUAUUAGAACUUUGAGGUCUCUCUUCUCGAUUAGAGACUUAGUUAACACUAGUCAAUGUUGGGAAAAAUGGCUUCGUGUAAAAAAGCCAUAAGAAUAGUUACAACAGGGAUGAAGCAUAACUUGACAGAGAUCAGCGUUUAAUGUGUUGUUGUGGGUAAAGUGUGUUCUAUGAGAACAUUUGUUAUGUUAUUAUAUGAUACUAGAAUGGUAAAUUUAUUGAACUAGAUUUUAUUGAUAGGUUCUUAUAUAUUUAUAUAUAUACACACAGUUGAAUCGAAUCUUUGUUACCUUUUUCUAUUGGAAGAAAAUACUGGAUUUUUGGUUUUAUUUUGUUUAAUGGGUUUUAUCACUUGAGUUUUGGUUUCUCCGUAACAUUAUAUAAUUUGCUAGAUACGUUGAUGAACCCUUGGGACAUUGUUAAAAAUAUUAUUUUCGUGACAUUUUAAAUUAUACUACAAAUAUCUUUUGUACACAACAUGGCAGAAAAUUUGAUGUUGGAAUUUUGGAAUCUGAAACUUUCUGAAAUAGCAUAGUUCUACACCAAACUUAAUUUUUUUUUUACAGUACUUUCAGUAUCUCUUUGAACAGAGAGGGAUACUUAGAACAUGCUCCUUUCUGUUUGUAAGGCCUGUGGCUGUUACAAUACAGAUGUUAGACUGAAAACAAAACUUCAAAAAAGUUUUAAGUUUUUUCAUUAACUGCUUAGUUUUAAAAUCUGUUUCUUUCCAGUUCAUUAUUUUAUUUUGGUAUGUCACUGUGAACAGAACUUGUUUUACUGGUAUGGAAUUUUAGUACCGUUCGUAUUACUGUAUUUUUUCAUAAUUAAUUUAAAUUGUCUUAAAGGAAUUAAUUCAGCUCGUUGAUUCCUUUCUUCUUAAGAACUAACCCAGAAGAAUUUUACAGGCUGUAAGACAGUUUUCUGGCCUGGAAGUGCACAUUUUUUACUCUGAUAUUAAAGACUGAAUUGAGUUACAUGAUGUGGACAUUAUAAACUGAAUCACAGGUAACUGGUUUAGGAUGGAACAUAUUUUAUUAAUUAGGUAACCAAGCGUGUAUUGAGGAUAGUGUGCAUGCACUGUCUGUGAUUUUAAAGCUAGUGACCCGGUGUUUUGGUGUGAUAAACUAUAGUGUAUGGACAGGAAAUAAAGUAAUAUGUUCGAGUUGUUUGUAAGCAUGUAUUGAGGAUAGUGUGCAUGCACUGUCUGUGAUUUUAAAGCUAGUGACCCGGUGUUUUGGUGUGAUAAACUAUAGUGUAUGGACAGGAAAUAAAGUAAUACGUUCGAGUUGUUUGUAAGUAAUGUUUAGAAACUAUUUUUUUUUCGUUUUUAUAUUUUAUUUAAAUGUUCAUUUUAAGCUUACUGAUCUCAGCAUCGACUUAUAAAGAGUAGUUGAAUAAGAGAAAAUAUCAGAAGAAUUAGUCAGUAGAUAAAUAAAACACACACACACAAAAAAAAUUAAUUUUAUUGUAGAAUGUUUGUGAAAAUGUAAACGACUAUUGUGGUCAAAAUAGUUGUUUUAUGUGAAUAAUCGUCCUUCGUGUAGUACAACAAGUUCAAUCCCCUUUUGCCAAGGGCUGUGGAAGAACAAGAUUUUAUUCAAAUUAUUAAUUUCUAAGAGCAUGUAAAGAUAGGUUUUAUGAAUUUUUACUGGUGAAUCAA